AUGUCGAAUAAAACUACUUCCACUACCAUACCAUCAUCAGGCUCAGGUAAAGUAUAUUCAGCACAAGUUGAUAAUGUUCAUGUUAAAUCAGUUGUUCAAACUGAAACACAAUCAAUGGCUAGUAUUGAAAAUACCAAGAAAAUAACUAAUUGUAUGCCUCAUCUUGAUCCAACACAUCUUCAAAGUGACGAAUAUUCACAUAAACUUAUUGAAGAAAUUAAUGAAGCUGGUCUUGAACUAAUUAAAAUAGUUGUUGGUGAAACACAAUUACAACAACAACAACUUCUUGCUGAUGCUAAUUUACAAAUUCAAAAUGAUUUUAAACGUAAAUUACCACAACAUAUUGCGAAACUUGAUUCUGAAAAAGAAUUUAGUAUUCGACACGAACGUUUUCUUAAAUCUGCUCAUAAAUGUUUUAAUGAUGAUCUUUAUGAAGAUAAUUCUUUGAAAUUGAUGAACAUGGAUGAUUAUAUGGCUGAUGACAUCGAUAUUAUUGCCGAGUUGGAUGAUGGUGAAAAUUAUGAAACAAUUUUUCGUCGAUACGUGAUUGUUCCUAUUCCAGCUAUUGAACUUGCUCCAACUGCUGAACUUGCUUCAGCUGUUUCAAGUGCUGAACUUGCUCCAGCUGUUCCAAUUGCUGAAUUUGCUCGAGUUGAACCACGUUGUAAUCGACAUUAUUUUACUUGUGGCAUAACUGGUUUAUUAAUUGGUAUAGUUAUAAUGAAAUUGGUGAAAUGA
Messenger RNA from Rotaria sordida, 738 nucleotides. The record is from the annotation of a GenBank genome assembly. Lineage: Eukaryota; Metazoa; Rotifera; Eurotatoria; Philodinida; Philodinidae.